Molecule: messenger RNA, 4749 nt
Organism: Ochlerotatus camptorhynchus
Lineage: Eukaryota; Metazoa; Arthropoda; Insecta; Diptera; Culicidae
Gene: fkh
Product: fork head
Exons: 2
Coding region: 1836-3143 (435 amino acids)
Biological process (GO): cell differentiation; regulation of transcription by RNA polymerase II; anatomical structure morphogenesis
Molecular function (GO): transcription factor binding; DNA-binding transcription factor activity, RNA polymerase II-specific; protein domain specific binding
Source: RefSeq, a predicted model, not a curated record
UGCGGCUCGUUCUCCCGUUCGUUUCAGUUGCGAUUGGUCGGUGCGAGUCGGUGCGAGCGGGAUGCAGUGAUUACGUUGGUUCCGUCUCGCAAACAGCGACCGAGGGUAUGAGAUUGGAUAAUGUGUCGUUAAUGUCGGUACCAAUACGCUUACAGUUCCGUGCUCCGUCACGCAAGAAGAGGAUGUGUGUUUAAAGUUUAGCUAGGCACUUCAGUCGAAUAUUGUUUGAAAGCCAAAUAGUAGUUAUUCCCCUCUGCAAACAGUCACAUCUUGUUAUUCCGGAGAGGCAGGCAGACAAAGUUUGUUCAACAUUAUAAUAUAUAAACAUAAUAUAAUAAUAAAGCACUCGCGCGCGCGAGCUGACGCUUUUUCCUCGGGAAUUCGAGUGCGCCGUUUAGGGAUUUUCCUUGCGACGACGGGAUUUUCCACCGGGAUUAUCGAGUAUUUUCGUUGGUUUGAUUUUUCGCGUGUGUGAAAAUUUCGACUCCGAGUGAGUGAGUGCAGCAGCUGUGACAUUGGCUCCAUUGGGAGGCGGGAAUACAAGUGAGCUUUCGUGUGAAGCAGCUGCUCGUCCCCCGCAGAAGAGGACUUGAAGAGCAUAUGUGCGGCAAGUGGUGGAAUGCUGUGGAGUGUUUUUCGUGAAAUUUUCGGACAUUGAGUGAGAAGAGAACGAGUGCCGAAAGGGACCAUAUAGCCGAAAAUUGGUGUCGUCACGCACGCACAGCACACGCACGCACGUAUCCUUGGUAGUGGUGGCGGCGCCGUACGACGGAGAGUCCUUCAGAGACCUAUCGAAGAGAUCGGCCCAGUGCCGGAUGCCAUAUUACCAUCUCGCGUGGCCCGAGAGGAGCGCACAUAUUUGCUUUUCCAAUCAGUAAAACGACACUGGUGUUUGGGUUGCAACGAGUCAACAUCGAACCGAGCUAAGGGAAGGAGCCACCGUUGUUUAGUGUAGUGGCAGCCCCGAAAAACGCUUAAGCCUUGAGCCUCUAGAGAGUAACGACUACGACUACGACUACCAAGAGGACGACGACGAAACCUGUUGAAACUCCCCCCGGAAUCCCGGUGCGGCGUCUCUGUGUACAGAGUUUGUUUGCCAGCGGUCCUGUGAACUGUGAAGAAGGACUUUUGCUCCAGCUCCCAGAGUGUCCAGGGGCCUCGAGAACCGGGUACAAGUAGUUAAGUUUUUGUGUCCACACAAAACUCGGUCUCGAACGUCAUCUCAGCCGUAUCGUAUCGACGACAACGACGACGUCGGGUGACAGUUUGUGUUCGAAAAGGAAUCGACUAUUAAACUCUUGGUGUGUACACUGGGAGUGUGACCCCCUCCCGUCCGUGCCGAGUGUCCAAGAUAUUACCAAACUCCCGUGUCCCCGAAGUGUUGUUCUCCGUAGUGGCGCGCGCGGUAACUGCCGGAGUGUGGGAACAAGCAUGUUUGUGUGUUUGGAAUUGUUUGUGUUUAUUAUUGAAUUUUAAAUAGGAGGGUGCUCGGUUGUUGUUGCAGUUUCCCGCUGUUAGGAAAUCGAAGGAAUACCCCCCCAACGACAGUGUGAACAAAUAAACAAAGCAUAACCUGGUCAAGAUAACCGGUAACGGAGUGAUAAACAAUUUCGGUGAUUGCAUUCAGGAAUGUGAACCUCACGCUCUGAGCGAUUGAGAACGGGAGAUGAUUGAUCUGUGCUUAUGCUACUACGUCCCGCUGAUCAGAAGUAGUAUUGAAAAGUGAUUUUGAUUGAUUUGUAUGUGCACGGUCUUACGGGGCCGGGAAGACAAAGUUCGAAUUGAAGGAAAUUAAAUCGAUAACAUAGCGAAGACCAUAAUACAGUGAAGUGAAAAUGCAAAAACUCUAUCCGGAAACAUCGAUCAACAGUACCAGCAUGGCCGGCGGGAAUAUGAGUCCGAUGACGUCAACCUACAGUAUGAACAGUAUGGGCAUGACGGUCGGAGGAAUGUCCUCGGUGUCGCCACAGGGUGGCAACUUCGGUGCUGGCGUGCUCGGUAGUUCCGGAAUGUCCGGAAUGGGUGCCGCCAUGAACACCAUGUCCAGCCAAUGCCUAGCGACCGCUCCAAUUGGGUACAGUUCGAUGGGAUCGCCCAUCACCAACAUGGGUUCCUGCAUGGGUGGCAACGGAAUGAGCUCCAUGGCUGCCAUGACCGGAUACUCCAGCGUACCCGGUAGUCGUGAAGUACUCGGUGAUCCAGGUUCCCCCAACUCUGCCGCUCUACAGCGAGUCCGAACUGAGAAACCCGCGGCAACCUACCGGAGGAAUUACACCCACGCCAAACCGCCGUACUCGUACAUCUCCCUCAUCACAAUGGCCAUCCAGAACAACCCGCACAAAAUGCUAACCCUGGCGGAAAUCUACCAAUUUAUUAUGGACCUGUUUCCGUUCUACAGGCAGAAUCAACAGCGAUGGCAAAAUUCGAUCCGACACUCGCUCAGCUUCAACGAUUGCUUCGUCAAAGUGCCCCGAACGCCGGACAAACCCGGCAAAGGUUCCUUCUGGACGCUGCACCCGGACUCGGGCAACAUGUUUGAAAACGGUUGCUACCUUCGACGGCAGAAGCGCUUCAAAGACGAAAAGAAGGAAAUUAUUCGUUCGAUGCACAAGAGUCCGGCGCACAGUAUGGACGCGACCAGUCCGGACAAGAAAGACUCCCACGAAGACCAUCAUCACCAUCACCGGGAUCACAAGGUCACCGUCGAUACCCAUGGAAUGCUGAAUGCCACCCACGGUAAGGAUACCGACGCCCUGGCCAUGCUACAUGCUACCGCCGACCUCUGCCUAGCGCAGCAGUCACAUACCCAGCACGGUUCCCAUCACCAGCAGCUCCAGCAAGAGGAAUUGUCCGCCAUGGUAAACCGAUGCCAUCCGUCGCUGCUCAGCGAUUACCACUCCAUGCACCUCAAGCAGGAACCCCCCGGCUACACGCCCUCUAGUCACCCGUUCUCCAUCACCCGGUUGCUACCGACGGAGUCCAAGGCAGACAUCAAGAUGUACGACAUGAGCCAGUAUGCCGGUUACAACGGCCUUAGCCCUCUACAAAACUCACAUGCAGCAGCAGCCGCCCUGGGACAGGAUUCCUACUACCACCAGAGUCUCGGUUACCACCAUGCAUCGGCCGGAACCACCAGCUUGUGACAUCAGUACCCGUUGGCAUAAGUGAAACUUAAGAACUACUACGGUUGCGGAGCCAACAGCAACAACACCCAUCACUUUAGCCAUCAUCACAAUCCGAAUAGCUUCGGCCACAACCACCACAACAACAACGUUUUUUCGAUCGAAACCGAAGACUUCGGAGGCAAAGAUUAAGUUUCGCAUUAUGACCAACUGGGUGAGCAGCGAGGAACACGUCACACAGGCUCCGGGUCUCCAGCCCCAGCAAAGCUAAUUGAUGACACUGGCAGCAGACGAAAUCAAAAUGUGCAAUUAAAUUCGUGUAACAAAUCGUCACUUUCACCAAUACAAAUGUAGAUUGUAUUUCGAGUCCCUUCCCAGUCCAAUCCGAUCCCUUCGAUCCUCACAUUUGUACAGACCAACAACCACCACCAGAGAAGUAGAGAUAAGAAACUAAGUUUGUGAAUUUAAUCUGAGUAAAUACUACUGGGAAGGGAAGCCGAUCGUCAUCGUAGGAUGUAAGCAAAUUUUAUUCGUUUCAUUUCCGCAAUAUUAAAUCAAAGGUGUACAUAUUUUAUUAUCUUUAUGUCUAAGUCGAAUCUUUUAUAUAUACAAACAAAAAUAUACGAAGGAAUAACAUAACAACAAACAACCAGCUCUAGUAGUAUACAUAAAGUGAAUCAAAGAAUCUUGUAAAUAGUUUUAUUAUUUUUCUAAUUUCUAUCAGGGGCAUAGUUAAAACGAACCAUUCCAUCUCAUUAUGUAAAAAAAAAAAAACAAGUUGGGAAAACAAAACUGGAGCAACCUAGCAGCCGAAUUACACAAAUCAAACCUUAACCAGUAAAUAUUAUUUUCCCAAACCAUCGUUUUCCUCUAGGGCUCAUAAACACAGUUAACUUCAAACUUUCAAACUAAAAGAAUCGUAGAACACACACACACACACCCACAGAUAAACAAACCCAAAACCAAAAUGAUUCUGAAGUUGAUUUCGAAUACUAAACGUAGGUCAUACAUAAAUAUCCUCUUUUAUCAGCUCUGAAUCGGUAGUUAGACACAUUUUUAUAUUUAAUUGAAUUGCCAUUCAAGACAUGUUCGGAAAGAGAAAAUCUCAAUUUUAUUCUUUUGUAGAGAAUCGAUUCCGAAAACAAACGACAAAAAAAUCAAAACAAGGAAAAUCACACCCUCAAAAACAUAAAAACAAACCAGAAAGCCACAAACAAUUGUGCACAAAGGGAGAGAAAAAUGUGAAAAAAUAAUAAGCUAAGUGAAGUAAAUUAUAACGAAAAACAAAACAAAAACAAGAACGGAACGAAAGGUUUUAGGAAAGUGGGGAAAAAUUCUCUUAUAUAAAUUGUAAUACGAUGCUAAACGGAAGAAGCAUGUUGCACAAAUACAUCAGCACACACACCCACACCCACACGCACACAAGCACACACACCCAAGUGAAGUGUGCGAGUGCGAACCGAACUAAGCAAGAGUAAAUAGUAGCAGAGGAAGCGCGCGAAACGCGGUGUUCUGUGAGCAUUAAUUUAAACAAUAAUUUAGCAACUCUCGUUUUUUGUCAUAAAGUAUGAAAAUUGAAUAAAAACAAGGAAAUAAAUCAAUUAAGUGUUUUAAAAAUUCAUCUCGA